AUUUUUUUUAAAAAAAGCUUCUUACUUUGGUUUCCAUGGAAGGCGGCUGCUGCAGUUGGGAAAAACGGCCUUGAAAUAAUGUUACGAGCCUUGGUGACUGCUACAGAGUGCUCGGUGGCUCCGCUUCAGUCUUCAUGCAGAGACUCUCGCGCCGGGCACCGGACAGGAGGCACCUGGGGGACACCGAAGGCUCUUGGGUCCGUCCUCCUUCACGAGCACCUCUUCCCUUCGCUGCUUCUCCUUUCUCUGCCUCUUUGCCCCAUGGUUUUGCUAAGGUUUUUGCAUCGUGGUCUGUUGGUUUUGGCUGGCAAACAGGAAAAAAUGUUCCCUGGAGGCUGUUGACCUCAGACUUUCCAAAGACCUACUUUACUCGACCUGGAAUGGCCAGUCAACAAGCAGAAGUUCAGAGCUUGAAACUAAGUAAUGAUUCAAUUAUAGAAGGAGUGAGUGACCAGGUGCUGGUGGCAGUAGUACUCAGUUUCUCUUUCAUUGCUGCUCUGGUGUAUAUGCUUUUAAGAAAUGAACAUCAGAACAUUCACCCGGAAAACCAGGAACUAGUGCGAGCACUCCGGCAACAGCUUCAAACAGAACAGGAUGAAUCUGCUGGUGAUAGACAUCAUUUCUACACUGACAUGUCCUGUCCAGUCUGUUUACAGCAAGCUACUUUUCCCAUUGAAACAAACUGUGGGCAUCUUUUCUGUGGUGCCUGCAUUAUUGCUUACUGGAGGUAUGGCUCAUGGCUGGGUGCUAUUCGCUGCCCAAUCUGCAGACAAACGGUGACAUUAUUUUUGCCACUCUUUGGUGAGGAUCAACCAGAUGCAGCCCAGGUGCUUCAAGAUGUUAGUGAUUACAACCGGAGAUUCUCAGGGCAGCCGAGAUCUAUUAUGGAAAGAAUUAUGGAUUUGCCCACCUUACUGCGUCAUGCUUUCAGAGAGAUGUUUUCUGUUGGAGGCCUCUUCUGGAUGUUUCGUAUCAGAAUAUUCCUCUGUCUGCUAGGAGCUUUGCUGUAUCUGGCUUCACCUCUGGAUUUUCUACCUGAAGCCCUAUUUGGAAUUCUGGGGUUUUUGGAUGAUUUCUUUGUCAUCUUUCUGCUGCUGAUAUACAUCUCCAUCAUGUAUCGGGAAGUGGUGACACAGCGACUGAACAGGUGAAAGGAAUGGAAAUGGCCAGGAUGCUGAAGCUUGCAUGAAAUGUUGGACAAAGGGAACCAUGGCACAAGUAUGAUAAUAAAGCACCUAUAUACAUUUUCUUUUUUUUUACAGUUACAUCACUUUUACUCAGUCUGCUUAUGCAAAUGUAAAGGGUUAAAACUUAGCAAUGGUUGCCUGGAAUCUUUAGUUUGUGUAUUACAUACUCUUAGACAAUGAUGAGGUGAGAUAUAUGAUAUAACAUUACCUACAUCUUCUUGCACUUGAUGAGCAAUUGUAUGUAAUGCAAGAGCAUACACAGGUAUAAAACACAUCUUCAGAUCUAUGCUUUGUGAAAGGAAAGUUCUAGCAAAGCGGUGGUAUGACUGUUAAGAAAACAAAGUAUUUGGAUUAACUUGAUGUAUUAGGACACAGUGUUCAGGUUAGCAAAUUGCUUCAUGUCUCACUGUGGUGGGUAAAACACUUUAAAGAAAAACAGUUUGGCAUCUCUCUCUGCAAAAAGAAACCUAAAGAUAGCAGCAUUACAGUGAAUUUUUCUGCUGUCCAAUAUUCCUAUUAAACAAAUAUUAGGAACAAAUCAGUAUUGCUUAACUGCUGUGUACAAUCACAAGCAGUUCUUACAAUUUUACAUUUCUGUUCUGGAAUAAAUGCUUUCCAUUAAAGUAAAAUAAAGGAGUAAUCAUGACUAUUAUGCAUUCCAGUUAGAUAAUACUGUGGUUUGAAAGAAGCACAUUUUUCACUUGGGUCUUGUCUACUUCAAGGGUAUUUAUUUGAAUGUGAGGUACAUCACACUAUUGUAAAUUCUCCUUUAUAUUGGCUCAGUUUAUCUAAACUGAGAGUUUACAGCAGUGCAACUACAUCUGAGUAGCUGACCAGUCCAAAAAUACUUAUGGUGCCUUUACACGUGCUCUGGGGUGGGGUUAACUGGAGCAGUUCUCGGGAGCUGCUCUAAUUAAAAUAUCUGCAGUGUCUCGUAUUCAGUGUCCCACGCGUCAAAAUGGCGGUGGGGGUACUUUACCUAAAACCUGUUGUACGAGCUUUAGUUAAAGUGCCCCCGCCACCAUUUUGAAAUGUGCGGAUGCUAAAUACAUGCGACACAGAGGCUACUGGAGCAUUUUAAUUACAUUGAGCAGAGUCGAUUAAUCGAGUCCACUCCGAUGCGUGAACGUCAGAGCAGGCAUCGGGUACGUGUAUAGGUGCCCUUAGACGCUGGAUUCUGUUUUUGCUCAAAAGUUUCCCUGAAUUGGGGAUGCUAUGGGGAUGAGAAUAUUAAGAUGAAACACAAUCUUAUUGGACAAAUUUAAACACACAACUUGAAAAACAGUCCAGUUACCUGGGGCCAUAGAAAUCUGCUGGAAAUGUCAAAACAGUAGGAUUUUUUGGUAAGAGUUUUACUCUCAGAUAUCAUAAGCUAUAGAGUUGAAAAUAAAAUAACUUCCUCUAAAGAAUUAACAAUGUCACAAGCCAUUCUGUUGGUGUUAAGUACUUUUUAGAUAAAAGAUAACUAUUUUUAAAGCCAAAAGCAAAUAUUCUAACUUCCUGAAUACUUGAAAAGAAAAAUAAUAGAAAUAGCUGACCCUCUGCCCAUUUACAUGACAUGAGCUGGGACAUGCUUUUUAAAGGGAUUUUAGUACGAUUACCAUUUCUUGUGCCAAAACAUACACUUUAGUACUCCUACAUGGAUGAGGAUGGUAAAAUUCACAUAUCUUUUAGAUACAGCAUGCUGCUGAUUCUGUCACUUUUGCACUGGUGCUUAAGAAGUGCAUGCACUGAUUUUACUUUUACAAGUAUAAAGUGUUUUUGAAAAUUUACUGUUGAAUAUCCAGAGCUAUGUUGUUGUUAACCUGGAUCAUUGAACUUUUCUUCAUACCUGUCCUAUAUUUGAGAUGGGGGAAGGGGAAGAGAAGAGAAAGUGGAGGAGAUUGAAAAUAUAAUUUUAAAACAAAACAGGACUUUUCAUUAAGUGAAUUCUCUAGCUUUGGCUACUUUCUGUUGUUCUUUAACUCCUUACUUCAGCUUUUCCCUUCAUUUUUGUCAUCAACCAAUAUACAGUGAAAACUUAUUGGCUACCUCAAUUAGAUAUCAGUAUGCUAUUGUUCUUUGAAUCCUACUUAAAGCUGGGGAACACAAAACCUCCUUGUAUAUGCACUGUUAAGGUGUCACAGCAAGGUGGUAUUCUGGAGUGUUGGGGGUGUAGGUCUGUGCAGUGCUGCUGUGGAAAUCUCUCUCUUUAAAGAGGUCUGUCUAGUGGCAAAUCCAAGCAGUGGCUGAAGGGCAGGGAAACUUAGCCUCCUUUGUCUUAUGGUGUUUGACCCUCCCCUUAACUUGCUUAGAGCACAGCAUAGACUACUGGUUAUAACCAGUGGAGCCCUCUCUUAGACUUGAUACCUUGUUUUUUAUGCUUUUGUCCGUGCCCCUCUUUACUCUCAGAAUGCCCUUCCUUAGCUGAUCUGCAAGCCUCUCACUGACUGUCAUGUCCCUUCUUCCACCCUCUUCUGUCACAAUACCUAUGCAAAAUUAGUCAACUAAGGAGGCUGUUCCCAAAGCAACGCUUUCUGCACUUGAGCACAAGCCAUCACUGAGUAACUGCCUUAAUCUGGCUGAUGUUAUUCUGUUUCCUCCUCCGCCCUUUCCUUUCUUGGCAGCAGUGGGUCAUCUCAUCUUUCUGAUCAGCAGGCACUCAGUACACCAUUGGGUACCGAUAGGAAUAAUAUAGUCUUCAGUUCAGCAAAGCCCAUAGGUGUAUGCAUUAAUACUAGCUGAAUCAGGACCACUCAUCCAUCCUGUGGAUCCUGGGCUCUUUGGUAUUCUGCACCCACCACAUAUUAUGAAACUAAUAAUAUAGUGCAACUAAGUCAUCAGCAAUAGUGGCUUAAGGAGACAGGUGCUGCACUAUGUCAGCUGAUACAAGAGUUAAAGAUACUGACUGCUGAAUCUGCUUUUUCACUUUGCCCCCACUCUCUCUCUGCUCCUCAUCACUGUCACUUGCAUGCUUGUCUAGACAUCUUCUUUUGUCCUAGAGAAAAUUCUUCACCAAUCACUGCCUUAUUUCACUGGAACCUGUCUCCAUUGUUUGAACGUGUAUGCGUAGAGACAGGAGUCCUUUUUAUGUAUUCAUCACUAUGGUAUCUGACCACCAAUAUGGAUGUCUGUCUAAGUCUUAACAGUAAAUGUCAAUUCCAGUUACAGGACAAUGUUGAAUGGUCCUUUCAGAACAGCUACCGAUAGCCCAUCAUGAGAUUGGAGGCUUUUGGGUUUUGUUUGUUUUUUUUUGAAGGAUUGCAGUGGCCUACACACCCAAAGGAUAGGUCUUUUCUGCAGUCAAGACAAUACUGCAGGUCAUGAAGACCUACCCCAGCUAGCUGCGGCACUUUGUGUAGUGUAGCUCUUGCAGCACAGUAUAGGCUGCUAAGCGUUUCGGAGAAGCUGAGCAGUUUCACUGAGCUUUUAGCUACUGGAACACACUGCAAGCAGCACUCAUUUAAAACUAGCCAGGGUAUACAAGCUGCAGACACACCUUUGGCAUACCCCAGAAAAUGAUGCACUGUCAGGUUAUUCAUUAGGAUUUUCUCCCCUAUUCUCAAGCCAUGUUGAAAAAACUCAAACAGUAGCACCUAAGGAUUAAGAGAAAAAAAUUACAAGUUGUGAAAGGUUGUCACCUCCUCCCUGUAAGCUGUGACCAUGUCAUAAGACCAUGAACAAGGGAGAAACCAAAACAAUACUUCCUAGCUCCCAUGGAAUAUCCUGCAGUAUCCUACGGCCUCACCAUGACCCUUAUUACAAAUGCUAUAUAGAAUGAUCUGUUUCUGGGCUGGUUGUGACCUGUAGCAUCAAUGUCAGUUUAUAGUGAGAGGCAGGCUGCUGGAUGUUGCAGGGAGAAAAUAGCUACAGGUCCCAUAACAGCUGUUCAGGGCUAUGGUCUACAUUCAACAUUAGAUCCUCUAAGAACUCUAAGAUGCCUGCUCUUUUUACUGACAAUAAAUCACUGUUAAAAUAAGGGUGCCUUUGUUGAUUUAUUUUACUGGUUUUGUGGGCUGGGGUCUGUUCUGCCUUCUCCCUUCAGAUUUGGUUACAGAGGCUUUUUUGUAAAGCCACAGUCCCCCAGCAUGGUCACUAUUGCUCUUGUUCCUUUAGUACAUGAUUCCUAGAACUCAGCUCUUGAAGAUGUUUUUGUCAUUGAGGGGACUGAUGGAAGGAUAACAUUUGCCUGGUGCCCCCUAGUGGAUAUAAACGUUUCCCUCCAAGCAGUUCAGCCAUUACACAAGCACCAAAGCUCCUAAAUUAAUGAGCCAAUAUACGUCGUUAACCAAGCACACAGCAACCACCCACCCACCUGCAGUAAAAAAAGGAAAAAGUUAUUAGCAUUUUAGAUGCCUUAGAAGAAAGUAAUCUUCAAAGAGAGGUGCAAGAGCAUGCAUCCUUUUGGAGUAACUUAGAUUGAAGUAACUGGGUGCGUCUACAGGAGACAUUUACUGUGCAGCUGACUAACUAUCAGUGCAAUAAACACCUCGGGGCCUACACAUGCACCCCUAUUAGGCUGGAGUAAACAAAUGUACUCUGCAGCAGGAUAGUACUGGUAAAUGCAAGUAUUAUCCUGCUAUGAAGUAAAAAACUGCAGCAGCACAUGUGUAGAUGCUUCAGGGGCUGGCCAGGGCAUGAGGGUGCUUCAGUGCAGGAGCUACCUGCUAGCUAACCCUAUGCUAAAGCUCCUCCAUCCUCCAGGCAGUCCCUCUGCAGCCCACUGAGCCAGGGAGAAGCAGCCCUGGGCUGGCAGGCUGAUGACCCGAGCCGCCUGCCAGCCAUGGCUGCUGUGACCUGGCUCCAUAUGCUAUGCAUGAAUACAUUCUGGAGCGUAUUGCUCUGGAUGUAAUUGCUCCUGGGUGCACAUUCAACCAGUGCGCCCAGAAGCAACUAACUCCAGAGCAAUAAGCUCUGGGUUUAUUCAUGUACAGUAACAGAUCAGGUGUAGAUGUACCCACUGCGUAGUAUUUGUGUUAGGGUAAGGGUUCCCAUGGGCCUGACUGAACCACACCAUGAACUUCUUUCUCCUUGGUCUUGAGUGGUGAUCUGAGGCCAAAUUCUUAGAUUUGCUUGAGUCCUCUAUGGCUGGGAUGGUUCAAAGUUACUCAGAUCAUCAAAUCAUUUCCCCCCUCUUGAAUUUGGCCAAGAUCUGCUACCAGAUUUCAGUAUUUAAUAUACAUACACAUGUGUUAUCAGAUUCAUGGCCAUUGUGGAAAAGUCCCAUUGAAUAUAAUGGGAGAGAAACAAUAAUGUCUCAGGGUUCUAUAAAUUACCUCUUUGUAUUGGUUUUAUUUUGAUUUAAGCAAUAUGUGAUGUGGUAUAUAGAUCUACACAGCAGCAGCCCAUAUCUCAUUAACAGAGAGUCUCAUUAACUUGCACUGCUUGUCACCAAACAGCAGAAUGGAGCAGUAGGUGGGAAGGCUGGAGGCUGCCUUGGAGAGGCUUCAGAGCAACAGCUUGAGAGGAGCCAUGGAAGAGGUAACAUGAGGAGAAAGACUGAUAAAGUAGGUAGCCCAGGGAAGCAACCAGGGGUAUUUGUUGCCUGGUACAAAUGUCCCUGGCCUGGAACCCAUAGAAGAAGAUAGGCCUAGAUUACCCUGCAUCCCCUCCCUUUCAGAAGGGGAUAUGAUGCAGCUGAACAUUAAGGGACUCAGAAGUAAUAAGACACAACCCAGGGGAAGGCCCCAGCCUGAGCAUAUGGCCCUUUGUAGGAUUGAGUCCAGGCUUCCUUACCCAUGAGAGGACUUGGACUCUGCCAGCAUAGUUAUGCUGCUCUAGUUACUGCUGAACAUGUCUAAAUGGGUGGUGUAUCACUUACUGUUUCCAAAGUGACAUAAGUUAAAGCAGAAAAAACACUCAUACCAGAAUAAGUGCAUGCACAUGGCAAGUUUUACAAGAUAACCAACAUACGUUUUCUUCGGUUGAUGAGACCAUAGACACCUAGUUCUUAUUGAAGGUUUAAGUCAUUUGGACAUUGGGUUACUUCAGCCUUCCUAACCCUGGCCUUGAUUCCUCUCUACCGUAAGUAACUGGAAAAGCUCCCAUCUGUGUGGAUGGUACAUAAACAAACUGUUUCCCUCUUUUCCAUAGCAUUCACUUAUUCUAGAAGUUAGGAGUCCAGUGAUGGCAGUAUAGUAUCAUCUUUCCUUCUCAGAGCUGAUUAUUUUGAAAUUGGUUCCUCUGAGAUGCUGAAAGUUGCUUUUGUCACUGCUUCUCUCUUCCCCUGAUACAGGCUCUGCCCUCUCUUACAAUACUGGGAAAAGGAGAUAGCCCAUGGUGUCCAAAUGCAAAAAGUACAAAGCUGAUCCAAGGAAGGUUUGUUUUUGUUUUAUUUCUUUGUUGUUUAACAUACUGGACAAUGGACUUGUGGAACUCAUUGGCAGUGGCUUCCGCUGGGUUCCCAUUAAGUAGGCUUCAAAUGUAAAACAGCUACGUACAUUAUAAACAUAGCGUGUUAAUCUGAAUGGAGUUUUUAAAAUAGUUGGAAGGGACUGGAACUAGCUUGUCAGGAAUUUUCUGACGAAGCACUGGUCAGAAAUGCUUAUUCACUGAAACUAGAAUGUUCCUUCGAAAUUUCCUGGUUUCUACAAAUGCCCAAUGAAAUGCAAGCAGGAGUCGAGCAGAAACCUACCUAGUGUCCAUCCAGCCUGCCUGUAGGGAGAGUAAGUAGCCAGGGCUCUUGGGUUUGUAACUGUAUAGCAACAAUUACCUUAUAGGCUGUCUCAGAUUUGGGAACGCCAGGGUUUUCUUGCUCCGUGUCUUUGGGAGUUCCUGCCCUGCAGAUUAUCCCAGCAUAAAGGACCCCAUAGUUUUUCAGCUUUUUGCCAGGGCUCAGCUCUGAAGCUUCCAGGCUGAAUUUCCUUUUGAAAUUUACUAAAUGAAACAUUUCAGUUAUUUCUACAUAUUUUUUUUCCUAGAUUUUUCCCUUUCUUGAGAUAUUUGGAAAUAUCAUGCUGAAGUGGAUCAAUACCGUAUUCAAAAUUUCCCACAAAACAAAACAAUUGUGGACUUUUGACCACUUCUAAUCUAACCUGUCAUGCUUCAGAGCAAAAACCAAUCUCUCUGAUGCCUUUGGUUAUUUUGUAUUUUCCCACUGUGGGUUUCUGGUCUCUGUUGGAGACAGAGCACUGAACCCCUCGUAUAAUCCAGUCUGACAGUCUGUGGGCACCUAAGCCAUCUGCCGCUUUCUGUACCCCCAAAGUAGAGGAGAGAGCCUGGCUUAGUGGUAGGAAGAUUUUCCUACAUUCUGAGUGCAGGAAGAAGACAAGGUAAUGAAAUUGGGGCUAUAUCUUUACACAUUAUUCUUCCAUGCUUUCUAGUUGCUACCAACGGUGAGUCAACCAUCUGACUGAUGAAUGUUAAUUGAGAAGUUGUCAUUCCCAAAAUGAAAAAAACUAGUGUGGGGACAGCAUUGAGAGAGAUGCAUGGGUGGGACCCCUUCUGCCACCCUCAGUACAACCAGUCUUCUGUUCAGAUUCAGAUGUCAAGCCUGAAUCUGCCAGAUUUGAAUCCAGAGCCAGGGUAGAGAAAAGUUCCUGUCUUGAUUGGGAAGUUCCUGGGAUUCUCAUGGAAACAAUCCUCUGAGACAACCGUGUACCUAUUUUAGCCAUUAGCACAUUCUCAGUAGGGCUCUUUCAAGG
This is a messenger RNA of Alligator sinensis (Chinese alligator), 8809 nucleotides long. RefSeq names its product ring finger protein 170 (gene RNF170). Lineage: Eukaryota; Metazoa; Chordata; Crocodylia; Alligatoridae. The record is from RefSeq and is a predicted model, not a curated record. The transcript is spliced from 8 exons. Gene Ontology annotation, molecular function: ubiquitin protein ligase activity. Bases 135 to 1151 code for a protein of 338 amino acids.